UGCUCGCUCUUUUCCUCCCCACCUUCUGCUCUCCAUCUCCCUAUCUUCUCUGUACAUCGCUAUCAUCAUUGUGAAGGUGGUGUGAGUGGCAGGGCUAGGAGGAAGACACGCAGCAUCAGCACAGACAUCCCCAACAUCAUCGUCACUAAGAAUUCCUUCACCUAACAGGGCAGAAUGGCAGAGGGCUCCGUAUCAGUAUCAGAGGUGGAGACGGCCUUCAAGAAGUUUGCCAUUCAUGGGGACACCAAGGCUACUGGGAAGGAGAUUAACGGGAAGAACUUUGCCAAACUCUGCAAGGACUGCCGGGUCAUCGACGGCAAGAACGUCACUGCCACCGAUGUGGACAUUGUCUUCACUAAAGUCAAGGCGAAGACAGCUCGGGUGAUUGCCUUUGAGCAGUUCAGCCAGGCCUUGUCAGAGUUGGCCCCGAAGCGUUUUAAAGGGAAGGGCCAGGAGGAGGCGCUGCAGCAGCUCUACGGCCUCAUCGCAGGGAAGGAGCCUGCCAAUGCAGGCGUCACCAAAGUGGCCAAGGCAGCGGCGGUGGACAGACUCACAGACACCACCAAAUUCACAGGGGCACACAAGGAGCGGUUUGACGAGUCGGGCAAGGGGAAGGGCAAGGCCGGGCGAGUAGACAUUCCAGAUGCCAGUGGCUAUGUGGGGGCCUACAAGGGCAAGGGAACCUAUGAGGAUAAGGUCAAGGAAGCAUAGGCAGGACAGAGGGAGCGAGAGAGAGAUAUGCUCAGUCAGACCCCACUAUUUACCCCAAAGACCCUCCCUAAAUAGUGUAAUUUAAGUGAGAACUUGUGUAAAUGUAUAUUAAUGCACAUACUGCGCAGGUAUGAUGGGCUGGUCAGUCACUGGGUGUCACAGUAUUAUAUAUCCUUUAAAGUUGCAUGUUGGGGUGGUGGUUGUUAUGAUGGAGAGGGGAGGUGUAAGGGUGAGGAGUAAACCUGAAUAGAAAACAAAACAGUGACCAAAUUCUAUGUCAAUAAAAAAUGUGAAUAAUAUUUAGAUAUAUUCACCUUCCCAAGCGCUCCAACCCCUGACCCUAUCCCUCCCAGCUUCACUAGAUGCCUCCGUAUGAGUCAUUUUGGCUUGUUUAUGUGUUGUUUAUAAUAUAUAUAUAUAUAUAUAUAUAUAUAUAUAUAUAUAUAUAUAUAUAUACACACAAAAAAUAUAUAUAUAUAUACACAAAAAUAUAAACGCAUCAUGCAACAAUGUCAACAAUUUUACUGAGUUACAGUUCAUAUAAGGACAUCAGUCAAUUGAAAUAAAUUCAUUAGGACCUAAUCUAUAGGCAGGGGCGCAGCCAUGCAGCAUUUCUCCUUUGCCAAGAUAAUCCAUACACCUGACAGGUGUGGCAUAUCAAGAAGCUUAUUAAACAGCAUGAUCAUUACAAACGUGGUCCUUGUACUGGGGACAGUAAAAGGCCACUCUAAAAUGUGCAGUUUUGUCACACAACACAAUGCCACAGAUGUCUCAAGUUUUGAAAGAACAUGCUCCAGAGCCGUAGCCAGAGAAUUUAAUGUUCAUUUCUCUGCCAUAAGCCACCUCCAAUGUCGUUUUAGAGACGUUGGCAGUACAUCCAACCGGCCUCACAACCGCAUACCACGUGUAUGGGGUCGUGUGGGCGAGCCAUUUUCUGAUGUCAACUUUGUGAACAGAGUGCCCCAUGGCGGCGGGGGGUUAUAGUAUGGUUAGGCAUAAGUUACAGACAACAAACACAAUUGCAUUUUAUCGAUGUCAAUUUGAAUGCACAGAGAUACCGUGAUGAGAUCCUGAGCCCCAUUGUCGUGCCAUUCAUCCGCCCCCAUCACCUCAUGUUUCAGCAUGAUAAUGCACGGCCCCAUGUUGCAAGGAUCGGUACACAGUUCUUGGAAGCUGAAAAUGUCCCAGUUCUUCGAUGGCCUGCAUACUCACCAGACAGGUCACCCAUUGAGCAUGUUUGAGAUGCUCUGGAUCGACGUGUACAACAGUGUAUUCCAGUUCCUGCCAAUAUCCAGCAACUUUGCACAGCCAUUGAAGAGGAGUGGGACAACAUUCCACAGGCCGCAAUCAACAGCCUGAUCAACUCUAUGUGAAGGAGAUGUGUCGCACUGCAUGAGGCAAAUGGUGGUCACACCAGAUACUGACUGGUUUUCUGAUCCACGCUCCUACUUUUUUUUAAGGUAUUUGUGACCAACAGAUGCAUAUCUAUGAAAUCAAAUGUUAUUUGUCACAUGCGUCAAAUACAACAGGUGUAGACCUUACCGUGAAAUGAUGAAUUACAAGCCCUUAACCAACAAUGCCGUUUUAAGAAAAUAAGAGUUAAGAAAAUAUUUACUAAAUAAACUAAAGUUUAAAAAAAAGUUACACAAUAAAAUAACGAGGCUAUAUAUACAGGGGGUACCGGUACCGAGUCAAUGUGUGGGGGUACAGGUUAGUCGAGGUAAUUGAGGUAUGUACAUGUAGGUAGGUGUAAAGUAUUCCCAAUCAUGUGAAAUCCAUAGGUUAGGGCCUAAUGAAUUUAUUUAAAUGAACUGAUUUCCUUAUAUUGUAACUCAGUAAAAUCUUUGAAGUUGUUGCGUUGCGUUUAUAUUUUUGUGACCAGUGACCCAUGACCCAACAUUUAGUGCCCUCUAGUGUACAAAACAAGUUAAAACAUCCCUAGACAGAACAAAUACAACACACGAAAUGGUAUAUAGGCAGGCCAAAACGCCUCCUACAGCCUGUCAUCACUCCUAUUACUGCAGGAACUCACUUCUCUACUACUACUACCACACAUUUUGCCUUAUCAUUGAGGUUGCUACUAACCUGGUAUUAUGCACUGCUUUCACCCAGCCUUUUCUACUGAUGUCCUUAGCUUUCAUCUGCUCUGCUAUAAUAACUGUAUAUUGUAAAUAUAGAUAGUUGCAUGGAUGGAUGAAUGAAUGAAUAAACAAAUGGAUAGAUGAUGUAAUAGAUUAAUGAAUGGUGAAUGAAUGAGAAGAGAAGAGAUUUACACUGUAUCUGUACAGUGUAGCGCUUUGCCUGUGCUUUAGAAAUGAAGAGAGAAUAAGAGACCGAUGAGGACAUUCCUCCACUCCUCCAGUGAGGAAUGACUAAAUGAAUUGUUCUGUUGGAGGACUGGGAGCCUCCUGACUGCACUGCAUUGUCUCCUAUUGGGUUGUUGUUCUGUCCCUACUGAUCACUGUCUCUUGUGUUUUGUACAGUUUAGCUGUGUCUCCCUCUAUUCUGAAAAGCUAUAAGAGUAUGUAUAUGUUCAAAUAAAUCACUGAGCAGCAAUUCA
Molecule: messenger RNA, 3271 nt
Organism: Salvelinus fontinalis (brook trout)
Lineage: Eukaryota; Metazoa; Chordata; Actinopteri; Salmoniformes; Salmonidae
Product: tubulin polymerization-promoting protein family member 3-like
Exons: 4
Coding region: 175-711 (178 amino acids)
Biological process (GO): microtubule bundle formation; positive regulation of protein polymerization; microtubule polymerization
Cellular component (GO): microtubule
Molecular function (GO): tubulin binding
Source: RefSeq, a predicted model, not a curated record